This is a messenger RNA of Micropterus dolomieu (smallmouth bass), 3724 nucleotides long. RefSeq names its product Kruppel-like factor 6a (gene klf6a). The record is from RefSeq and is a predicted model, not a curated record. Gene Ontology annotation, biological process: regulation of transcription by RNA polymerase II. Gene Ontology annotation, molecular function: DNA-binding transcription factor activity, RNA polymerase II-specific; RNA polymerase II cis-regulatory region sequence-specific DNA binding. Lineage: Eukaryota; Metazoa; Chordata; Actinopteri; Centrarchiformes; Centrarchidae. Bases 228 to 1085 code for a protein of 285 amino acids. The transcript is spliced from 4 exons.
CAUCCAGUCCGGCGCAGUGUUUGCAAACACCUUGAACGCAAAGCGAGAGAAGAAGGGGGGGACUGACGUCUGCUACUGCUGCUGAAAACAAGCGCUUCUUCGUUUGCAUCGCAGGGGAUCGCUCUUUUUCCUUUUUCACUGGGUGCUUUUCUACCUGAGAAAAAUAUUGAAGUGCAGCUAAAUAGGUUUCUAUCUUAAAAAAAAAAACAAAAAACACGGUCGGGAAAAUGGAUGUUCUACCCAUGUGCAGCAUCUUUCAAGAACUUCAAAUAGUUCACGACACGGGCUAUUUCUCAGCCUUACCGUCACUGGAGGAGUACUGGCAGCAGACAUGCUUGGAGUUGGAGCGCUAUCUACAGAGUGAGCCUUACGUCUCCACAUCCGACCUCAAGUUUGACAGCCAGGAGGACCUCUGGAGCAAGUUGAUCUUGGCCUGCGGGGACAAGGCCAAGGCCGAGUCCGACCCAAAGCUCCCCCAGGCCCACGAGCACAAUCAGGACGGCCAAAUCUUGGACACCAACAGUGUGAAUUCUGACGCCAGCAGCGAAGCUUCAGACAGUUCUGAGGAGCUCUCGCCCACACACAGCUUUACCUCCAACCCUCUGGGCUCUGUCUUGGUUGGCUCUGGACCUUUUAGCCCCUCCAUCAUUAGCACUCCCCCGUCCUCUCCCGAGGCCAACUCGGAGCCUGGCGCUAUGACAAACGGCUGGGUCGCCACGCACGCCGAGUUAAACUUGCCUGUCAAGAUUAGGAGCGGCGGGGUGACAAAGAGUACGGAAAAGACGGGACUCAUGUGCGGGGACACGUCUCCGGACGGCAGGAGGCGAGUACACAGGUGUCAAUUCAACGGGUGUCGCAAAGUUUACACGAAGAGCUCCCACCUAAAAGCACACCAGCGCACUCACACAGGUGAGAAGCCCUACAGGUGUUCAUGGGAAGGCUGCGCGUGGCGUUUUGCACGAAGCGACGAGUUGACCAGACACUUCAGGAAGCACACUGGGGCAAAGCCAUUUAAAUGCAGUCACUGUGACAGAUGUUUCUCCAGGUCUGACCAUCUGGCUCUUCACAUGAAGAGGCACAUCUAGAACGGGGCAAGCACCAACCAAGCAACGCAGCAAAGGGGAAAAUUUUAUAAGAGGAAAAAAACAAAAACAAAUGCCGUCUCCCGACCAGUCUCUUGGUUGAACUGUCCCAGAGCAGAGUGGCGGGAGUGUGUUCCAGCCAAAGCAUGCCGUUUUGCACCAUACUGAAACCCAGUGCCUCCGGGACCUCUCUUUGGAGAAAGGCGCUCCGAAGGUUGUCUGUUGCAACAAGAGGACAAAAUCAUGGAUGGGGGAAGAAAUCUUUUUGAUUGAGAAGGACUUACAACACACAAAAAAGACAAAAAAAAAAGAUAAAAGCAAACAAAAAGAGUGAAUGAUUUGUAUGUAUGGUGCAUGAUGUUUGUGGGACAUCUCCCGGACAGCAGAUACACUGGUACUUUACAAAACUGUCUGAGGUAAGCAUGUGUGCACUGUGAAUGUCUGAAAUUGGCCAACUAGCCCCCUGGAAAGAGAGGAGAAGAAGAGAAGAUUUUUGGGAGAAGAGAUGGACUGAUUGUUUGAUGGAUGGUGCGGGGCUGGUACCAAUGUUGCUGUGGACUGAAUGGGUUUCUGAGGGAAACAUUCCAUUUGAGUUUCCCUCUGUGGCAGGUUGAGGAUGGGGCAGGAUGGAAGUUCCUGCCUGUCUGUCUGGCACCCAGACUUGGGGGGGGGGGGGGGGGGUUCUCCGAAGCUUUUGAGGCCUUGGGUUUGACCGGAGAGAGAAGGUGGAUGUUUGCCCCUUCUGGUCAGUCACCCAGGGACCAAAACUCCCCUGGUCACUGUAUGGCAGGAGCUUUUUUUUUUUUUGGUGGUGUUUUUGGUGCAGCUACUAAAUGUGCAAUGUGUUAUGUAGCCUGGUUUAUUAUUUUUUUACAAGCUACAAAGCUCAUUUGUAGUCCAAUUGUAUAAGCUGUGUGCUUAGAGGUAUAACACAACUAUACUAUAACUUCAGUAUCAUAGACAGGUGUUGCAUGGUUCUAGGGUUUGUUCAUUUCAUGUUUCCACUGUAAUCAGGACUGCAAAUAGUUUCAAUAAAAGUGCAGCUAACAUGCGAACGGUUAAAUGUUACAAUAUUGUACAUAAAGCCUUGACAAUUUCCUCUUUUUAUUUUUGCAAAGUCAUCCGUUUCCUUCAUUCUGUUUUUUCAUCUGGCUGGAGAUUUCACCACUGCUUACUAAUUUUCUCAUUCAUCCAAUGCCUUGAGGAGUAAUUUUGAUUUUUGUACUUUCUUUUUCUAUAUGAUAAUGCACUGUUGACCUUAAUGGUGCCUUAUGCAAGUGACUCAGCCCUUUGGCAGCAGUGAUUUUGCUCCCUCGGGAAGUCACAUUUGUUGUAUGGGUGAUUUGAUAAGCUUGAUCAAGGCUCAGUUACAAAUUAACCCGCACCUUUGUGUUUAAUGACAGCUGUCCCCAUCUGUUCCGACAGUUAAUUGUGUUGUUAAAGUGUAAAAAAAGUAACUUUUUUUGUUUUUGUUUGUUUUUUGAAUCAGCAUCAACUGAGUCAGAACUUGUACACAAGACAAAUUAUGUAUGUAUAGAGCACUUAAAUUCAUUUAUUAAAGACGUUAACUACUGUGUAGUAUGUACUCAAGUCCAUCACUCGCAGCUCUAAGGUACAAAACAAGCAGACAAGGGUCAGUUCCUUUUCCCUGUAUGCCUACUGACCAAAACAAACACAAUCCUCUCCUCCCUGUCCCCCCCGUCCCUCCAUCCCUGCAAGUGGGAUUGAAGAAAGAGCUAAAGAUUUAUUGUAAUUAACAGGCUGCAGUCGGACAGGCCUCGCCUUGUACUGCCUCACCGUAAUGAAUUGCUAAAGGCUUUGUUGGCAUGGAAUCUGUCACAGACUGCUGACUGUGUAGGUUGGUUAUUGACCUGUCUGGGGUGCGUUGUUUUAGCCAAGCUGCAACAGUAUUAUGAAAACCACAGGAGCAAGCGAAGGGGGGAGGGGGCUCUUGGGAGAUAAGAUCAAGCGUUGAUGGUGCACAUGGAAAUCGUCCAAAAAAAGCCCAUGACCGUAUCUCACGAAGGUGAAUGUGUUUAUUAGAUGUAUAUUGGAGAUAGAGGGAGUUGGAUACUCAACAAAAGGUGGAGACCAUAAUGAUAGGGAUCAUACUUCUUACUGUUUCAGGAAAACGUGAUGUGUGCCACCCACUCCAGAUCAGCGACCUUGCUGUAGCAAUUCGAUGUUGCAGUAAGUUGCACUUGUGGCAUGCUGCGACUUAUGGAUUUCAGAUCAGCGGGUGAAGGAGACGGGAUGAGUACAAACUUGAAACUGCUUGCUGCAAUAGAUUUGGGAGUGCUGGCUGUGCCUUUUGUGGGCAAAAGGAAAGGAACAUUCAUUAUGUGGAAACAGCAGCCAAAACUGUUCAAGUGGUAAUUGAGCCUUGAUUAAGCCCCAUGUUUGCUCGCAUCUUUUACACAUCAUCAUCUCUUUAAUCCCACUACCCCAACUCUUCUGUCACACACACACACACACACACAGCUCUUUGUUCUCAACUGAAUCUUUGUAUAAAAAGAAAAAAAACUUUUGUAAAAUUGUUAUGUUUAUGCUUUAUGAAAUUUUUAUUUGAAAUUGUUUUGCAAAAUUGUUAUAUUUCUGUAUGAAUGUAUUUUUUAUUGGAAUAAUAAGAAAUUCUUAUCUGA